AGAAUGGCUCGCUUCUCAGAAGAUCUCCCCAGCCGCUAUGGAGGAGGUGGUGGAGGCGGAGGCAGAGGUGGACCGGGCGGCGGGAGAGGGGGUGCCCGGGGUGGCGGUGCUCCAGGGGGCCAGAGGAUGUACAAGCAGUCGAUGGCUCAACGAGCCAGGACAAUGGCCAUAUACAACCCCAACCCUGUCAAACAAAACUGCUUCACCGUCAACCGCUCCCUGUUCAUCUUCCGCGAGGACAACCUCAUUCGGAAGUAUGCAAAACGAAUCACCGAGUGGCCUCCCUUCGAGUACAUGAUCCUCUCCACCAUCAUCGCCAACUGCAUCGUCCUCGCCCUGGAGCAACACCUGCCCGUCAACGACAAGACGCCCAUGUCCGAACGGCUGGACCACACAGAGCCCUACUUUAUAGGAAUAUUCUGCUUCGAGGCGGGCAUCAAGAUCAUCGCCCUGGGCUUCGCUUUCCACAAAGGCUCGUACCUGAGGAACGGCUGGAACGUCAUGGACUUUGUGGUCGUCCUCACCGGCAUCCUGACGACGGUGGGUGCAGACCGUGGUCUCGACCUGAGGACCCUGCGGGCAGUCCGAGUCCUGAGACCCCUCAAGUUGGUGUCAGGAAUACCAAGUCUCCAGGUGGUUCUGAAGUCCAUCAUGAAGGCCAUGGUUCCUCUGCUCCAGAUCGGCCUGCUGCUCUUCUUCGCCAUCGUCAUGUUCGCCAUCAUCGGGGUGGAGUUCUACAUGGGGAAGUUCCACACGACCUGCUUCACCAUCGACACUGGUGACAAGGUCACUGAUUGGCCGUGUGGCAAGGAGCCCCCGGCCCGGACGUGUCCCAACGGUACAGAGUGUAAGGAGUACUGGACGGGCCCCAACUUCGGCAUCACCAACUUUGACAACAUCCUGUUCGCGGUGCUCACCGUGUUCCAGUGCAUCACCAUGGAGGGCUGGGUGGACAUCCUCUACAACACCAACGAUGUGGCGGGAAACACUUGGAACUGGCUGUACUUUGUCCCCCUCAUCAUCAUCGGCUCCUUCUUCAUGCUCAACCUGGUGCUGGGUGUCCUAUCAGGGGAGUUUGCCAAGGAGAGGGAGCGAGUGGAGAAGAGACAGGAGUUCCUGAAGCUUAGGAGACAACAGCAGAUAGAGAGAGAGCUGACUGGGUACCUGGAGUGGAUCUGUAAAGCAGAGGAGGUGCUCCUGGAGGAGGAGGAUGAGAAUGCGGAGGAGAAGUCCCCCCUGGAUGGAGCGUGGUAUAAAAUGAACCAGAACCUACCAGUCAUGAAACGGGGAAAGGUCAAAAAGGGUAAAAACGACCUCAUGAAUGCAGAGGACGGAGACGACCCCUACGCAGAUAUUUCAUCUGUUGCGCCCCCCGGCUCCCCGUUCGGCCGGGCCAGUGUGAGGAGCAGCUCCCGGCUGGACGGCUCCGCCUACCUGCGGCGCAAGGAGAAGCGGAUGCGCUUCUUCAUCCGGCGCAUGGUGAAGGCCCCGAGCUUCUACUGGCUGGUGCUCUGCCUGGUGGGCCUCAACACGCUGUGUGUGGCCAUCGUGCACUACAACCAGCCCGACUGGCUCACCCGGGCCCUCUACGCGGCUGAGUUCAUGUUCCUGGGUCUGUUCCUGACGGAGAUGUCCCUGAAGAUGUACGGCCUAGGGGCCCGCAACUACUUCCACUCCUCCUUCAACUGCUUCGACUUCGGGGUGAUCGUUGGCAGCAUCCUGGAGGUGAUCUGGGAUAUGAUCAAACCAGGAGCCUCCUUCGGCAUCAGCGUCCUCCGAGCCCUGAGGCUGCUGCGCAUAUUCAAAGUCACCAAGUACUGGAACUCGCUGAGGAACCUGGUGGUGUCCCUGCUCAACUCCAUGAAGUCCAUCAUCAGCCUGCUCUUCCUCCUCUUCCUCUUCAUCGUGGUCUUUGCCCUGCUGGGCAUGCAGAUCUUUGGAGGACAGUUUAACUUUGAAGAGGAGACGCCCACCACUAACUUUGACACCUUCCCAGCCGCUAUCCUGACAGUCUUCCAGAUCCUCACCGGCGAGGACUGGAAUGCAGUGAUGUAUCAUGGGAUUGAGUCCCAGGGGGGCGUGCGGCGCGGAAUGUUCUCCUCCGUCUACUUCAUCGUGCUCACACUCUUCGGAAACUACACCCUGCUGAAUGUCUUCUUGGCCAUCGCGGUGGAUAACCUGGCCAACGCGCAGGAGCUAACCAAGGACGAGGAGGAGCAGGAGCAAGCAGCCAAUAAGAAGCUUGCUCUGCAGAAGGCCAUGGAGGUGAAGGAAGUCAGUCCCAUGUCUGCCGCCAACAUCUCCAUCGCCGCUUUUGUAAAGCAAAAUCGAGACGUGAUCUCUCGCAGGUCCUCCAUCGUCAGCGUACAAUCACCGACAUAUAUUAUCUACUCCCCCGCAAGAAGAAUCUACAGUAAGGAGCAGCACCGCUCGGCGCGCUCCAUGUCCGUGUGGGAGCAGCGGACCAAUCAGCUGCGGCGGCACAACGUGCGCGCCAGCAACGAGGCGCUCUUCAACGAGCUGGACCCCGAGGAGCGGCUCCGCCUCACCGCCGCGCUGCACCUCAACCGCCCCGACGGCCACUCGCACCUGGACCGGCCGCUCGUCGUCGAGGGCAACAACGGCGGCGGUAACGGGGAGAGGAAGGGGCGCUGCUCUCGUAUGCUCCGAGCUCAGUCCACGAUGGACGUAGACGAGUGGAGGCAGAACAGAGCCAAGACACACCGGGAGCGUCACGCGGACCCGGGCCUGGACAGCUCGGCCUCCAGCCCCAGCCAGCUGCUGGGCAGCGAGCUGAGUCUGGACGAGAAGCAGGAGGACGCCGACAACCUGAAGAACUCCAGCCGGGCCAGCCAGGCCGGCCUCAACAGCAACGCCGUGCACAUCCCCGUCACCGUCACGGCCCCGGGGCCCGGAGAGACCACCAUCAUACCCAUGAACAACAUAGAGUGUGAAGGUUUCUCGUUCUCAUCGGAAAAGAAGGAUCUGGAGGAGCAGGAGGCCAACGGGCCCAAGGGCAUCCUGCCCUACAGCUCCAUGUUUAUCUUUGGACAGACCAACCCGAUCCGACGUCUCUGCCACUAUGUGGUGAACCUGCGGUACUUUGAGAUGUGCAUCUUGUUGGUCAUCACGAUGAGUAGCAUCGCCCUGGCUGCUGAGGACCCUGUGCAGGCUAACGCGCCGCGCAACAAUGUUCUCAAAUACCUGGAUUAUGUUUUUACUGGAGUCUUUACGUUUGAGAUGGUGAUUAAGAUGAUCGACCUGGGACUUCUCCUCCACCCGGGAGCCUACUUCAGAGACCUCUGGAACAUCCUGGACUUCAUCGUGGUCAGCGGAGCGCUGGUCGCAUUCGCCUGCUCGGGGACCAAGGGUAAGGACAUCAACACCAUCAAGUCCCUGAGGGUCCUCCGAGUGCUGCGUCCCCUCAAAACCAUCAAGAGGCUGCCUAAGCUCAAGGCGGUGUUUGACUGCGUGGUGAACUCUCUGAAGAACGUGCUGAACAUCCUCAUCGUCUACAGGCUCUUCAUGUUCAUCUUCGCCGUCAUCGCCGUGCAGCUGUUCAAGGGCAAGUUCUUCUACUGCACCGACGAGUCCAAGGGCCUGCAGAAGGACUGCAGGGGUCAGUUCCUGGACUACGAACGGGAUGAGGUGACGGCCAAGACCCGGGAGUGGAAGAAGUAUGACUUCCACUACGACAACGUGCUGUGGGCCUUCCUCACCCUCUUCACCGUGUCCACCGGUGAGGGCUGGCCCAUGGUCCUAAAGCACUCGGUGGACGCCACCUACGAGGACAAGGGGCCCAGUCCGGGCUUCCGCAUGGAGACCUCCAUCUUCUACGUGGUCUACUUCGUGGUGUUCCCCUUCUUCUUCGUGAACAUCUUCGUGGCCCUCAUCAUCAUCACCUUCCAGGAGCAGGGGGACAAGGCCAUGGCGGAGUGCAGCCUGGAGAAGAACGAGAGGGCGUGUAUAGACUUUGCCAUCAACGCCAGGCCCCUGACCAGGCACAUGCCAGAGAACAAGGAGUCGUUCCAGUACCGGAUGUGGAAGUUUGUGGUGUCCCCUCCGUUUGAGUACGCCAUCAUGACCAUGAUCGCACUCAACACCAUCGUCCUCAUGAUGAAGUUCUACGGCGCCCCAGCCCCCUACGAGGCCAUGCUGAAGUACCUCAACAUCAUCUUCACAGCCCUCUUCACCCUGGAGUGUAUCCUGAAGAUCAUCGCCUUCGGACCCCUGAACUACCUGAAGGCGGCGUGGAACGUGUUUGACUUUGUGACGGUACUGGGCAGCAUCACGGACAUCUUGGUGACGGAGUGUAAUACGGACAAGCUGAUCAACCUCAGCUUUCUGAGACUGUUCCGGGCGGCGCGGCUCAUCAAGCUCCUCAGGCAGGGCUACACCAUCCGGAUCCUGCUGUGGACCUUCGUACAGUCCUUCAAGGCACUGCCCUAUGUCUGCCUCCUCAUCGCCAUGCUGUUCUUCAUCUACGCCAUCAUCGGCAUGCAGGUGUUUGGGAACAUAGAGCUGAACGAGGCCACCGCCAUCCACUACAACAACAACUUCCAGACCUUCCUCCAGGCCUUGAUCCUGCUGUUCAGGAGUGCGACGGGGGAGGCCUGGCACGAGAUCAUGCUGGCGUGUCUCAGUAACAAGCCGUGCGAUAAACUCUCUGCCACCGUUGGACACGAGUGUGGAAGCGACUUCGCUUACUUCUAUUUCGUCUCCUUCAUCUUCCUCUGCUCCUUCCUGAUGCUGAACCUGUUUGUGGCGGUCAUCAUGGAUAACUUUGAGUACCUCACCAGGGACGCCUCCAUCCUGGGCCCCCACCACCUGGACGAGUUCAUCCGCGUGUGGGCCGAGUACGACCCUGCAGCCUGUGGUCGCAUGCCCUACCGUGACAUGUUCGAGAUGCUUCGAGACAUGUCCCCCCCGCUGGGCCUGGGCAAGAAAUGUCCGGCCCGCGUCGCAUACAAGCGUCUGGUGAGGAUGAACAUGCCCAUCGCCGAGGACAACACGGUGCACUUCACCUCCACGCUCAUGGGGCUGAUCCGCACCGCUCUGGAGAUCAAGCUGGCGUCUGGGGUCCUGGCCCAGCGCCUGUGCGACGCUGAUCUGAAGCGAGAGAUCAACCGCGUGUGGCCCAGCCUUUCCCAGAAGACCGCUGACCUACUGGUCACUCCACACAAGCAUAAUGAGCUGACAGUAGGAAAGGUCUACGCUGCACUGAUGAUCUUUGACUAUUAUAAACUGAAUCGAGCCAAGAAACUUGCGCAGCAUCUAAAUCUUGGACCUCCGGGUAAAAUGGGGAACCUGUUCCGACCCAUGCUGCCCCUGACCCACAUGGCAGUCAAAGCACCAACCCCUAGUGCCAAACCACUCCCGCCCAAGACCCAGCCCCCCCCGGACCCCCACCCUGAAGUCCCGCCCCCUACUACCACCACCCCCACUACCGUCACCACCGCCAACACCCCCACUACCGUCACCACCGCCAACAGCGCCACCAGCGCCAACACCGUCACCGGCUCCCUGGCCAAUAGGGAGGCAUUACUAAGCCAGAGAAGUGCCAUAAAGCAUUCACAGUCCGGGGACGUAUCGCAGACCGCACACCGGCCUGGCAGACGCAUCUUAAGGAGGGGACAGUCAGAAGACGUGUCGUACUCUGCCGAACCUCAGGAAUUGGUGGAAAUGAGGAGAGUGGAGGUCCUGUCAGAUGAAAAUGAGGAAGAUGACGAUGACGAUGGAUUUCCCCAGGAGGGCCACACCAGAGCUGCCUCCAUGCCAAGGCUCAAUGCUGAGCACUACCGGAACCACCCUCGCCACGCCCCCGGGAAGCACCUGGCACCCAUCGUGGAUCUCAGUCCCAUCAGGCGUUCGGCGUCCUCCCUGAACCCCCAGCGCCCCCUGGAGGUCAACCUGGGGGAGUACGCCCUGGACGCCACCCUCCAGUCCCAGGACAGGGCUCCCCAGCACCACCACCACCACCGCUGCCACCGCCGCCGCGACAAAGACCGGAAGCAGAAGUCCCUGGACAUGGGCGCCACGGAGCGGUCGCCGGACACCCCCACCGGCGUGGCGGCGGACCCCCCUGAGGGUGAGGCGUGGUCCCGGGAGCGAGCCAGGGAGCGGGAGCGGGCCGGGCCUCAGGAGGGGAGACAGCAGCGCUACUACUCCUGUGACCGCUACGGAGGAGGAGGUGGAGGAGGGGGAGGUGGAGGUGGAGGAGGAGGAGGGGGGGGAGUGGGCUCCAGGGAGCACAGCCACGCCAGGUCGGCCGGCCCCAGCCGCUGCACGUCGCCUGGGGAGGGCCCCGACGCUGGGAUCUACAAGCUGGGCGCCAGCAUAAACAAAGGCGGUCCCGUCGUUGUGACAACGCUGACCGCCGCCCGUGGGCGGCGACAGCUGCCGCAGACCCCCCUCACCCCACGCCCUGGGGUCUCCUACAAGACCACCACCCCCACCUCCACCUCCGUUUCCACCUUCACCUCCACCACCACCACCACCACCACCACCGGAGGCCACCAGCACCACCAGUCCUGGGCCGGGGGCCAGGACGACGCUCCCCGGCUGCCGGUGACCAGCAUGGGGUCGGACCCCCACUGCAGCCACCCGCUGCCGGCGCCCUCCUGGGACUCCCCGGCCCAGCGCGGCCUCGUGGAGGACCCAGAGGACUACCAGGACGCUGUCAGCAACCACGGAGGACGAGGAGGGGGCGGAGAGGGACGACCCGCCAGGACCAACACCACCUCUUCCACCACCGCCUCGCAUUCAGGGACGGGGGUCCCGAACGGCUUCCACUUCACCCUGGGGGUCAACGCGGCGACGGGCUCUGGUCCCAGAGGGGGUCUCAGAGACACCACGGAGGAGGACUGGUGCUAGCGUGUCGUCUGCACACACCGUGAGCAGGUGUUCCUGGGUCCAGCCCUGUGCCUGAAGACCCGCUGGUUAAAGGUGGUGUAACAUUAGAGUCAGGUUCUCCUCUCUGACCGAUGGGGAGGCAGGAGGAGGAGGCAACGGAGUGGACCACUGUACGCUCUGAUGAUUAACUCUAAAGGGAUCAGAAAUACCAUUCCACUUUUGUAGUGUUACACGUUUCUUUUUAUACAAAAAUGAAAGAACAACUGAAGAUUUUACAUUUUUUCUACCCCUUCUCAUGCACUGGAAUGCACGUUUUUGUUUUGCAAAAAAUGUAUCAUUACAGGUGAAUAACUCUUCUGCCUUGGCCAGUGGAAUCCUUAUUUUACCCCGCGACAAAAGCCAAAAUAUGAACCCUAACACGUGAAGCCAGGGUAACAUACAUGACUGUGAACGACAGGAAACGUUGACAAACACAGAACCCGUUCGAAGGCCUCUAGCUCACAGCCUGCUUCCUCCUGGUGUAAAGUGAGCGGUUGUAAAUCUCAGUUUGACGGCGUUCGACUCAACAUAAACAAUGUGCUCAGGCCAGGGUCCCAUCUGAUGGAGAACACACCUUCACCAAAGCCUGCCUGCAGGACAUCGUCUGAGGUUUCUCAAGUGGACGUAGGUUUGAUCUAACAUAGCUACUGUGUGUUGUUGCCAGUAUUAAGCAGUUCCUAGAAAGAAAGUCUGGAUAAGUGUAGCUAGCGAAACUGCCGAACUCUCAACCAUUUCCAUGAACGAAGAACAACGUCAGAAAAACGCCAACUAAAGAUUCUAGUUUACUUUGAACGGGACAAAACAGCUUGAGUACCUUUUAUGUUCACAUGCUUUUUUUUGUUGUAAAUUGUAAUGUAUGAUGUACAUUUUCUGAAUGCAUUCAUGGAUUAAAUGGACCUUUUCCUGGAGUUAUGUGGCUGAGUACCAAGUGCCUUGCUUUUCAGAUAUAUUUAUUAAUAUAUUUAAUUCAAUUACAGCCCGAGUCUCGUGAAGGUAUGGGGUAAUUGAGAAAAUAAAAUCACUGAUUAAAUGGUUAUGCAUAUAAAGACAUUAUAUAUAUAUAGAUAUAUAUAGAUAUAGAGAGAGCGAAAGACAUAAAAUAUAGUUGUAAAUACAAUUCAAGGUCAAAUGUUUAUUGAAGUUAAAUGUUUUAUUCGUCUUAACAGCCGCUCAAAUAGUUCGACCCUAAAAUGAGGUGCAGAAACAUUAGAUGACGUUCUUCUGAGUAGUAGGUAAAGCCAGACUACAGGUGCAUACUGAACUUUGAACUGCAUGCCAGGGUUAUGAACUUUGCAAAAGAUAGGUUGGAUUUUGCUCCAGGGUGUACGCUAAGCCUUUCUAUUUCAGACCAUGCUAUGGGUUGUGAUUACAGAAGGGGAGGGGGGUAUUAGAGUAAACAGAGUAUUAUGGUAUGCCAUUUGAUUUAUGGGAUGUUUACCCAAGCGAGCCUCCCUACAUGAAAAUGGCUCCAGUUCAAUCGCAUACCCUUGAUUAUUAAAUCCAGAAUCUCAUCUAUGUCACUUUAUGCACAGUAUAUGAAAACACAUUCUGGAUUUUUUUUGUUUGCCAUAAUUGUAACGAGUUCUGUUCUUCCUGUGCACGUUUUCAUUUCCCGAGAGUAUUAUUUCAAGAGUUCAUUUAUUGCGUUAAGGUUUUGAAUCUGGGCCAUGUUCACAUGAGAAGAGGGAAGAAACAAAUAGAGUUGUCGUUGCUUACUGUUGAUUCAGAGGAGGGCUAUGCAACAACACAACAUAUAACCCUGUAGCUUUACCCCUGUCGGGAAUCCAGUAUUCAAGCUUUACCCGAAUGUGACCAAACUUUUACUGGGAAAUGUGUUUUGUUUGUGUGAGUGAAGAAGAGAUGCAAAUGGAAGCAGUGUUACAUUGUUCUGUGGUUGGAUCAAAUACACACUGAGGCACAAAUUGUAUUUAAAAACGGCAUAUUUGAAAGACAAUUGUUUUAGAUUGAUGAGCUAAAUGCACGAGUGAAAGAAACUACCCAAAUUAUGAAGAUUUUGUGUUUUGUUGAAUCAGAUCUUGUUUAAAACUAUUUUAGAAAUAGCUACCAGUGUUUGUCUCCACAUGUUUUGAGUACCAGAUAUAGCCUACUAUACUGCAGUUUUUAUAGUACCAUUGAAGCAAAUUCAAAGACCAAAAAAUUAUCUGUCCAAUUGAUCGUCUACAGAAUAUUAUCGGCCAACCAGACAUGUAUAAACAACAAAUUAUUUACCAGUAUACGGUAUACCUUAACAUGAAAUCUUGUUCUUUCACGGUGUACCUAAUCAAAUAUCACAUUAAUUUUUUUUUGGUCUUGUGCAUUGUGCCAUCUCCACCAAGUGAAUUACAUGUUUUAUUUUGACUCAAUAUGGUAUGGCAACCGUGGAAUGGAAGUGAAGUGGCAUUAUUGGUGAAAUGGAUGACAUUCAUAUUGUGUUCUACCUGUCUACUAGUCUAAAUGUCCCCGUUUGUUGGUGUAGCUGAGGGGGGAUGACCUGUGUACAUUCCUAGGUUAUAGACACAACCCGAGCCCAUUAUUAAUUAAAACAAUCCGCCCCUUCAAGUCCUAUACUGGAACAACAAGGUGCAACACAUUGUGAGAUGCACUGGUUUUACUGGUUUGUUUAGUUGUGGCUAUCCCCUGCCAGACAUGUCAUGUUUUUUGCAUGUUCUGAAAAAAAUAUGUAUGUGCAUGUUGAAAAAAGAGACAUUGUUUGACUUCACAGUCCAUGAGAUGUAUGUUCUGUUUCCUGGUUGUUUUUCUGGUUCAGGAAAAUAGAGAAAAGCUUGAAUAACGAUUUGAUUUCCAUAUUUGAGUGAAGAUGAUUUUAGGGUUCUCUCUUAAAAAGAGGUUGUGGAGAGGGUGACUCGGUUUGCUGCCUGGUCUGUUACACUUGGCUGUCCAUACGACAGCCAUUUCUACUGUACCAUUCGAUUUUGUAUGAAUAUAGGUUCUUGAAUAA
This is a messenger RNA of Gadus chalcogrammus (walleye pollock), 9850 nucleotides long. It is a transcript of the gene cacna1bb, whose product is annotated as calcium channel, voltage-dependent, N type, alpha 1B subunit, b. Gene Ontology annotation, cellular component: membrane; voltage-gated calcium channel complex; neuronal cell body. NCBI's taxonomy places the organism in Eukaryota, Metazoa, Chordata, Actinopteri, Gadiformes, Gadidae. The transcript is spliced from 51 exons. The record is from RefSeq and is a predicted model, not a curated record. The coding region runs from base 4 to 6873 and encodes 2289 amino acids. Gene Ontology annotation, molecular function: high voltage-gated calcium channel activity. Gene Ontology annotation, biological process: calcium ion import across plasma membrane; chemical synaptic transmission.